GAACCCACAUUCCAUUCGGUACAGUGGUAGUUGUGUAGAGAAGUACUAUGAUGAAGGACGAGCAUUGAACAUAAUCAAACUGUCACAGCAGAAACUAGAAAGUAACUCACUGAGUCACUCACCACACCGAAACAAAUCGCUCCGAGUCCAAACCCUAACCCUAAUCCCAAAUCCUUCUCCACCACAUGGACGGAGACGAUGAGAUAUCAGGGCAAAUGAUCGACGAAAUCUACGCCAACGGCGGCGAAGAGACCGACCAGCGUAGUCGGAGAGCAAUCAUGAGCGGCGAUCAGCUCGAUAUCGAAGCUUACGCAGCUCUCUAUUCCGGUCGGACGAAGAUUAUGCGGUUGUUGUUCAUCGCUAAUAGUAGCAAAAACCCUACGGUACAGCUUGACGCACUUCGUAUGGCUUAUGAUGAGAUUAAGAAAGGAGAGAAUACUCAGUUGUUUCGGGAAGUUGUGCAGAAGAUUGAUGGUAGGUUGGGUCCAAAUUAUGAUAUGGAUUUGAGUUGGUGUGAAGUUGUUGAACGAAAGGCUGAGCAGAAGAAGGAGAGGCUUGAGAAUGAGCUUAAUGCUUAUAGGACAAACUUGAUUAAAGAAAGCAUAAGAAUGGGAUACAAUGAUUUUGGAGACUUUUACUAUUCUCAUGGUCAACUAGGGGAUGCUUUUAAAAGUUAUGUUCGUACUCGGGAUUAUUGCACUACAUCAAAGCAUAUAAUUCAUAUGUGUUUGAGUACAAUUCUGGUCAGCAUUGAGAUGGGUCAAUUUUCUCAUGUCUCAAGCUAUGUUAGCAAGGCAGAGCAGGGAACAGAUCCCCUUGACCCAAUAACAAUUUCCAAGCUACGAUGUGCCGCAGGAUUGGCAAAUCUAGAGACUAAAAAGUAUAAGCUUGCUGCUCGAAAGUUUCUAGAAACAGGCCCAGAACUGGGCAGUCACUAUAAUGAAGUAAUUGCAGCUCAAGAUGUUGCAACAUAUGGGGGACUUUGUGCACUUGCAACAUUUGAUAGGGCAGAGUUAAAGAGUAAAGUUAUAGACAACUCCAACUUCCGGAAUUUCUUAGAGUUAGUACCUGAAGUAAGGGAACUGAUAAAUGACUUUUACUCGAGCCACUAUGCUUCGUGUCUGGAAUACCUCGGGAACCUCAAAGCCAACCUGUUGCUUGAUAUACAUUUGCAUGACCAUGUUGAGACACUUUAUGAUCAAAUUCGUCAUAAAGCCCUUAUCCAGUAUACACACCCAUUUGUGUCUGUUGAUUUGAAUAUGAUGGCUAAUGCAUUCAAGACAACUGUUGUUGGACUUGAGAAAGAACUCGAAGCAUUGAUUACUGAUAAUCAGAUACAGGCUCGAAUUGAUUCACACAACAAAAUUUUGUAUGCACGGCAUGCAGAUCAAAGGAAUGCCACCUUUCAAAGGGUUCUAGAAACUGGAAGGGAAUUUGAUCGUGAUGUUCGUUCCAUGUUGCUGAGAUCGAAUCUUAUUAAGCAUGACUACAAUAUUAGGGCAUUAAGGAAACUUUGAUUAUAGAUCGAAGACAAUAGGACCAAGGUUGUUAUUUUACAUAUUCACGGAUAAUAGUCAAUUACAAUAUGGAGCAAGUUUGGAGAAUAUUUCCGUACCUUAUGGCGGAUAUAAUCAAGGCUGCAGCAAAUAGUAAUUUGUACAACAUUUAACGAUGUUUUAUGGUUGCUUUUUGUAUAUACUCUUUGAUAGUUUUAAUCAAUUUCUCACUAGAUCUCCAUUUCCUA
Molecule: messenger RNA, 1744 nt
Organism: Trifolium pratense (red clover)
Lineage: Eukaryota; Viridiplantae; Streptophyta; Magnoliopsida; Fabales; Fabaceae
Product: COP9 signalosome complex subunit 1
Exons: 6
Coding region: 186-1517 (443 amino acids)
Cellular component (GO): COP9 signalosome
Source: RefSeq, a predicted model, not a curated record